Rangifer tarandus platyrhynchus (Svalbard reindeer) is the source of this 543-nucleotide messenger RNA. NCBI's taxonomy places the organism in Eukaryota, Metazoa, Chordata, Mammalia, Artiodactyla, Cervidae. The record is from the annotation of a GenBank genome assembly.
AUGCCCAUCUCUGCCUCCAGCACCGGCGGCAGUGAGCCCUUGGGUCGCCUGAGCUGCGGGGCCGCCGAACAGUCUCGAGUAGGCUCGCCUCGCGGGUGGUAUCCCUCCUGGAGCUCACCGCCGGCUCCCAGAGCCCGCCCUGGCGAGGCGUCCUUCCCCGAGUCCAUCGCCAUCUGUCCUCUGCUGAAGGGGCCCGUGGUCAGCCCGAGACAGAACCCGGCAGCGAGAAGUGACCGGAUCCAGGGGAGGCGAGAGAGUGAGGCAGGGAGGGAAGGACGCCCCUGGCGGGCGGGCGACAAGCCGGAAACCCAGCCACGCGCUCUGCCGGAGCACCGCCUGCCAGCGCCGGGCCUCAGACCCACGCGAGCCCGCGAGCCUGAGCGACCCGAGCCACGGGGCGCCGCCAGGGAGGCGGGUCCCGCCGCAGGUCACGGCGGGGCCCGCGGACGGACGCCUCGGGUGUUGGUAUCUCCCACCUACAGUUCGGGCCACGGAGGAACCAAGCCAGUUAACCUGUCUCAGCCCCUUAGGAGAAGUCAGUAG